Solanum pennellii is the source of this 1885-nucleotide messenger RNA. Its product is annotated as laccase-14-like. NCBI's taxonomy places the organism in Eukaryota, Viridiplantae, Streptophyta, Magnoliopsida, Solanales, Solanaceae. Gene Ontology annotation, molecular function: copper ion binding; oxidoreductase activity. The coding region runs from base 59 to 1144 and encodes 361 amino acids. The record is from RefSeq and is a predicted model, not a curated record. The transcript has 5 exons.
UACAAUAUUCUUGAAAGAGUAGUUGCCUUCGAUCUUCUUCAUCUUUUUCUCAAGAAAAAUGGCAUUCCAAAAUUACCAGGCCAUGAACGCCAACAGUAGCUUGGUGCUAAUCCUAUUUUUUGCGGUUCAGUACACCGCUUCAACAAAUAUUUUUCAUUUUGUUAUUGAAGAAACUUCUUUGGAAAGGCUUUGCCAAUCGAAGAAGAUUCUUACUGUCAACGGACGAUUCCCAGGGCCUACCAUAUAUGCGCUUGCUGGAGAAACGUUGUCCCUAGACGUUGAAAAUAGAGGGAAGGACAACGUUACGAUGUUUUGUUGUAGGGGCGUGGGUAGACCCGUGAAGUCUGAUCAAGUGGAAUGGCUAGUUGAGGCAGGGUCUACCGUAAAAAAAAAAAUAACAAUAUCUGACGACGACGAAGGGAUGCUAUGGUGGCAUGCCAUGAACUUAUGGCAACGCGCCACUGUUCAUGGCGCUUUCAUUGUCCAUCCAGAACCUGAUGAUCAUGUCGAUAUUCCCAUCAUUUUAGGUGAAUGGUGGAAGAAGGAUGUCAAGGAGGUCUUCCUUGACUACAUCGACUCAGGCAGUGACAUAAAAUCGAACGCUUACACGAUCAAUGGACAGCCUGGUGACUUCUACCCUUGUUCAAAAAAUGGAACUUUUAGGAUUGCAGUAGACACUGGGAAGAAAUAUCUUCUCAGAAUUGUGAACACUGCAAUCCGAGACGACCUUUACUUUGGAAUCGCAAGGCACAGCUUAACUGUUAUCGCGAUGGAUGGACGUCCUAUAACAAAGCAAUUUACAACGGACUACGUCGAAUUGACUAGUCAACACUCAAUUGAUUGCAUAUUCGAGGCGAACCAGCAGCCAGAUUAUUAUUAUGUGGUUGCUGUAAAGAAUAAAAGCGAGGCGAAUGACACGAAUAAAAUUACAACCGCUAUCAUAGAAUACCAAGGGAGUUACGUACCCUCCCUUGUACCUCUUCUUCCCAAAUUGCCCCGCAACUACGAUAAAAGUUCUAGUAGGGAUUAUUUAUAUGUAAUAAUGACUUUUGUAAUUUUGGGUUUAUUUUUUUGUACGACAUUUGUUGUUUGGUAUAGGCAGACUAAUAGGGCUCAUAGAAGCGCAACAGUCACUCCCAUGUAAAUUGUACCACUUAUAAUAAACUUUUUUGAUAUUUGAAAAAUUACAAAUUGUUGAUUUAAUAGCGACGGAGGAAGUUGUUAAUCUACAGGAACAGAACAACACAGAAUGGGCAUGAUACAACGACAAAGACAAACAAACGCAAAAAAGACGCCAACCUUCAAACAUAAUGACCAUAUUCCCUCUGGCUCAGAUAACAUUGAAGAGACGGAACAAAAUCUCCAUAUCUGACAGGGGAUAACAAGAGCUGAGACGGGAUGAUAACAACAAGUGAAUUACAUUGUGGGAGUGAAACAGAAUCACAAAUUAAGAGCAAGAAGAAUGAACAGGAACACACUCAACCACAGGGAAAGGGAGGUAAUUGGAACUGGAGUGCUCUAGUCAUAAUCAUCAUGGAACUGGCUGGAUUCACUUUUGAUAAUCAACAUGCUUAAGGAAAAAAAGGCUAGUGGCUCAGAUUGACCAGAAUCAUAGAAGUUACUUCUUCAAUUCUAGAUCUUGCUAGUAUCAAGUUUGAGCAUCAACUUGCAGACUCGCUAGCAAAGAUGGUGAUGAACUCUCAAACUAGCAACAUUAUCUUUCGUCUCAACAACUUCCCAAGGCCACAAAAGGACUUCUCAUUCUGGAUAAGAGACAACUCCCGAGUACAAGGUCUAAAGUUGUUAGUUAGGCUUCUCUUCUUGCUGUAGUAUUGAUGGGUAAUAAGCUGAUUUUUGUGUUGUUUGCCCUUUUUUUUUGAUGGAU